AUGCCCCGUGCGGGGUUCACGCACGCAGCGGAGAGCCUCGAGGAGGAAGAAGACAUCGAAGACGCGGACGAGGGGAGAGAAGAGAAGGCAGGCGAAGAUAUCUCGGGUCCUCCUACUCAAAUUCGGCCGUCCUCGACUGCGGGCUUGAGCGCAUGCUCAACCCGCCGCGUGGACUUCUUCUCACCCGAAAAGGCCUCUCUGCCUGCGGCGCGGCGUUCGGCCUGCUAUCGGCUCUCGGAAACAGACAAGGCAGGCUUACUCGUGGAAGAUGCGCCUGCAAAAGAGGACGGCACGCGCGGCUUCGAGAAGGAAAACUGGCUCCUCAGACAGGCAGGCAACACGCACCAACCUCCGAACUUCGCGGCCGCCGCAGGCCCCCCUGAAGGGGCGACGGAGCCCAGAAAGGGGCCCUCGGGAGUCGAAGACAAGUCAGCUCGCGAGCCGCUGUGUGCGACCACCCUCGCGGGCAGGAGAGAGCAAAAGGAUGUGCGAGAAAACGGCGGACACGGAGGAAAAGACACUUGGGCGGAGACGCGGUCGGAAGGAGACAGGGCGCUCGGGGCUGAUCCAUAUGCGACGCAAGCUCACGGAGAGGCUCGAGAAGCUUCUCUCCGCACCCCCAGCUGCCCUCCCGUCGCAUCCAUUCGCCGCGGCGCGGCGCCCACGUCGCUUCUCGCUGCGCAGUCCUCCGGUUCUCCUGGAGACCCCCCCUCUUUGCAGCUCUCGCGGUUUUCUUCUGCCGCAGCACGCGCCUCCUCGCCUCUUCUCAGUCCGCUCGUCGCGCCGCUGCCGCUUGAGGCGGGCGCAUCUUCGCAGGAAGCGCCGGCGCAUGCAUCUCCCUCUGUUUUUUCUGCUCCAGAGACUUUUUCAGCUUCUCGCUUGCCCCCAGAGGGCCCGUCAUCUUCGUCUGAGGCGUCCGCGCUGCUGCCGGAGGGACCCGCAGCGUCUCUCGACGUGGCUGCGUUUCUGCGACGGCGCGUGGCGGCUGAGCGCGCCGGGAGGCUGCUUCUCUUCUCCGCACGAACGCGGCGGCGCAUCGAGGAGGAGCUCCGCAGAAAGCGCUGCGCUGAAGCCGCGGAGGAGGCGCGCCCAGAGGCCCGCCCCGCGCACGCCGCGGAGGGCGGUGGCGCAGCAGAACCCCAGCAAGGCGCGGAGCUGAGCCGCGUCGAGGAAGGCAUUUCAGUGUGCCCCCAGAGAAGGGCGCAGGGCUGCGGCGCCGAGCAGGCGCAGCCACAUGCUUGCCCGGAGUCGCACUACUUUGCAGCUGCUCUGCCGACGUCUUCCUCUCCUUCUGGGGCGCUAGAGCUCCGCGCGAGCACGACGACGAGUGUGACAGAUAUCGAAGAUAUCGCGGACUGGCUGGACGGGCCGCGGCCCUGUGCCCAGGCGCCGGCGCGUUGGGCUCCAGGGCCCGCGGGGGGGGGCGUCUCCGACCGCGGAGACAGGGCCGGGGACGCGGGCGCGGCGGGAGGCGCGCCCUCCGCGCACGGGAGUUUCGGCUUUGAGAAGAGCGAGACUGUGGGAAGAGAACAACAGAGUCGGGCGAUCGAGGAGGAAAGCGAAAAACGCGAAGCAGACGAGCCGUGGUAUCCGCUGAAAUCUACAGGGCUGCCCUCCGUCACGGACUUCUCUGCGCAGCUCUGGUGCGAACGGCAACUGCAGUUCACCCUGCAAACGGGUCUCCGCAGAGAGACGCUCGCCAUGAAAAAAGGAACCGUGCGGCAUCUGGCGCUCGAGUUGCAUCACCACGAGAUGGAGGAAGUUGUCGUCGAGACAGAAGAGGAGGCGAUGGCCUUCAAGCUGCUCAACUCGAUUCAGCAGCUGCAGCAGCUGCGCCAGCGGGGCGUCUGUCGCGAGUUGUGGGUCUUUGGCCCCGUCGCGGGCCUGAUGGUCCGCGGCGUCAUCGACGAGCUGCGAAUCGGGCGGCUGGCCGCUGUGCCUCCAAGGGCCCCCGCGGUCGCUCCUUCCGCCGCGGGGAGGCCUCACUCAGGCUGGGCUCUCAUCGCCCCAGGAGCAGGCUUUUCCGAGGCUCUCCAGGCCGCGCGCGAGCUCCAGCUACCGGACUGGGAGAACGAGCUCCUCAGCGACGAGGAGGCGGGCGUCAGUGGAGGGGGCGAAGGCCCGCGGCCUGAGGGCGUCGCGGGCGAGACUGCGCCGGCGCUGAGGAGGAAGACGGGCGCCUCGCCGCCUCCGUGGGACGCGGGCCCCGCGCCCGCCACGGCGCCGGAGGCCUUUUACAUCCUCAUCAGCGACAACAAGACAAGAAGUGUGAAGAAAACGCCCUGCUUCGCGCAGAAGCAGACCUCUGCGCUUCAGCUCCAGAUUUACUGGCAACUGCUUAAUCGGCUGCGGAGAGAAGAGCUUCCGCUGGACUCGUUUUUCGCGGCCUUCAAGUUGGACAGCAGCGCGUGCCUCACGCACCCUCUCCUUCUCGCAUCUGCCCAGGAGGCGGGGGUCCUCGCGAAGGCCGCGGCAACAGAAAACGCCGAAAGAUGCAGACCUUGCGCGCAUGCAGCGGAGACCGAGGAAUCUGCAGGCCCCUCGCUGCGCCUGGAGACCCUGCUGAGAAGCCUGCAAGACGAACUCCGCGGACUCCCGCCGCUGUGGAGGGACGUGCACGUCGUCUACGAGUGCGAAGGCGAGGAGUUCGCUCGCGAGAAGAUUCCGUAUCACGCCGCAUCCGUGGACUACUCGCUCCAGGAUCUGACCAGCUGGUGGCGCGGUCUGCGGCCCGGCGAAGCCGUGCAGGCCUCGGAGAAGUGGAAGUGCAUCAACUGCCUUUUCCUCGCGCAGUGUGAGGCCACGCCGCUUGGGGACGACGAACGAGCGGCGGCGUUGCGUGAACAAGAAGAGGCGGAGGCCGAGAACAAGAGAGCGCUUGAGGAGUUCGACGAGGCGGCGGCGCUUCAGCAGGAACAGGAGCGUCUUCGGGGGGCCCUCGAGCGAAAACAACGCGACCAUCGCCGUCAGAAGCAGCCCUCGUCGCGUGCAGCUUCAGCACCACCGGCGAGGAGCCAAGAACGGCCCAGACAAAAAGAGGCCGAAAAGCAGGCGGCAGUCUGCUCCUCGUUCCCUUCUGGCCUCUCUUUGGGGGGGUCGCGCGCGCCUCCCUCCGCCUCCGCUUCUGUGUCUUCCUCGUCUGUUUUGUCUGUGUCGUUCUCGUCGUCGCUUUCGACGGCCGCCCCCCCACCGGCGUCGCCCCUCUCGCCUCCGCGCGGGCCCUUUUCUGGAGCCUCUUUGGUUCCUCCUCGCUUGGCGCCUUCACCGGGGGCGCUGAAAGACCAGCGCCGGGAAUUCCACUUCUCUGCGGCGUGCAGCCACACGUUGGUAGCUGUAGGCAGCCACGCGACCCCCUGCGUAGAGUUUGGUAGACCUGCUGCAGCCAGGCCGAGCAGUGAGCAGCAGGGCGGCUCAAGAAGGCGCUUCGCGGGGUUUCUGUCAGCCUCGCAAGAAAUGGAGGGAGGCGAUGGAAACAAGACGACAGAGAAAGAUGAGGGGGCGGAAGUGACGCAGCCCCGACAGAAGCCCGCGCCCGAAAAGGAGCCAGAGCAAGGUUCCACGCACGCAUCCAUGGUGUCGGUACAGCAUAGAUGUUCCAGUCAGCAAAACACGCGUCACUCCAGUCAUGUAGGCGAUUUUGGCAGAUGUCACACCGCAGUCGUCUCUUCUGUGGUCUGCCUCGAAAUGAAAACGGCCCGAGCGGAUGCCCCGCGUGCGUCGGGGCCGCCCCUACCAGCGCGUGCUGCUUCCGCAGGGGCAAUGUCUGUUUCCGCUGAGGCGUGUAGCUACAGUGCUCGAAUGGAAAAGACGGACGGGAUAGAGGGAACGUUUUCCUUCCAGGCCUCAGAGUGUGAGGCACGGAUCAGCUCAGCCAAAAGGAGAAGAGAGGACGCCGACACUGCGUGUGUCGACCAAGAGGACGAAAGCAGGAGAGACGAGGCGGAAUCAAGCCAGGCCGCGGCACGGCCAGAGGGCUCCGAAGGCGAGAAGUCGAGAAAGACGAACCAAGCGGGGGGUUGGAAACCGGAGAGUAGAGAAAGAGCGAGGGUUGUAAGCACGAGUCAAAAGAGGGAGGCGCAGAAAGGAAUGAAGAGCGAGCCUCCCAUCUUGAAAGGACAGAGACAGAUCACGCGUUAUUUCGCCAUCAAGAAGUCGCCGUGA
Messenger RNA from Besnoitia besnoiti, 4161 nucleotides. RefSeq lists its product as uncharacterized. Gene Ontology annotation, molecular function: single-stranded DNA 5'-3' DNA exonuclease activity. NCBI's taxonomy places the organism in Eukaryota, Apicomplexa, Conoidasida, Eucoccidiorida, Sarcocystidae. Gene Ontology annotation, biological process: interstrand cross-link repair. The transcript is spliced from 6 exons. Gene Ontology annotation, cellular component: nucleus. The coding region runs from base 1 to 4161 and encodes 1386 amino acids. The record is from RefSeq and is a predicted model, not a curated record.